AUGUCUGCAAAUGUAGCAGAAGAACUCAAGGAGACUGGCAACUGUUUUUAUCAGCAACAUCGUUAUGAAGACGCUAUCAGUGCUUACAGUCGAGCUAUAAUUAACAACCCAGUCAUUCCAACUUAUUUUACCAAUCGAGCUUUAUGUUACAUGCAAACAAUGCAAUGGGAAAAGGCUGAGGACGACUGCAAGAAAGCUUUAGAUUUGGAUCGCAAAAAUGUUAAGGCAAAUUUCUUCCUUGGCCGAACAUGUGUGCAGUUGGGACAUUUUGACGAAGCUUUAAAAGUACUUACACGUGCAAAUGAUUUAGCGCGUAGUCAAAAACUGAAUUUUGGGGACGAAAUAACAGCGCAAAUUCGAGUUGCGAAGAAAGAAAUAUUCAGGAGAGAGGAAGAGAAACGAAUAAAACAAGAAAUUGAAUUACAAGCUUACUUAAAUGGUCUUAUUGAUAAUGAUCUUGCAAGAAAAUUGCGAAAACUAAAAGGAAAAAAUGAAACUAGCGAAGACAGUGAGGAUAUAACUGAAGAGAUGGAUUUGGAGAGUGAAGAGGUGACAUUAAAAAUGAAGGCGCAAUCAUUCAAAGAUAAAUUGAACAAUUUGUUUGCACAGGUAGAUGAAAAAAGGCGGAAGAGAGAGGUUCCUGAUUAUUUAUGUGGUAAAAUCAGCUUCGAAAUGUUGCGCGACCCCGUAAUUACUCCGAGCGGUAUAACAUAUGAUCGUGCAGAUAUUAAGGAACAUUUGCAACGAGUUGGUCAUUUUGAUCCUGUUACGCGAGCACCGCUUACUGCUGAUCAGCUUAUACCUAAUCUCGCCAUGAAAGAGGUGGUAGAUCACUUCUUAAGUGAAAACCAAUGGGCUAUUGAUGCUUAA
Molecule: messenger RNA, 870 nt
Organism: Cercopithifilaria johnstoni
Lineage: Eukaryota; Metazoa; Nematoda; Chromadorea; Rhabditida; Onchocercidae
Source: the annotation of a GenBank genome assembly